Suncus etruscus (white-toothed pygmy shrew) is the source of this 2153-nucleotide messenger RNA. RefSeq names its product scavenger receptor cysteine rich family member with 4 domains (gene SSC4D). Gene Ontology annotation, cellular component: membrane. The transcript is spliced from 10 exons. Lineage: Eukaryota; Metazoa; Chordata; Mammalia; Eulipotyphla; Soricidae. Bases 1 to 1782 code for a protein of 593 amino acids. The record is from RefSeq and is a predicted model, not a curated record.
AUGGGACCGUUCACAAAACCACCCAGCAUCUGGAUGCAUAAGGAAACAGAGAUGCCCGUGGGUGCCCUGGCAGAUGAGAAGAUCAGGGGAUGGAGGCCAGGGGAUAGGGGUGCAGUCCACUCCCCUCGGCCCCCAGCCCUUUCCUUCCUACUCCUCUUGCCUCUGGCCAGUGCCCUCCAGCCCACCCCACUGACCUUUCCAGGUAGCUCACCCCUGUCCUCUGAGCUGAGGCUGGUGGGGGGGCCCAGCCGCUGCCGCGGGCGCCUGGAGGUCCUGCAUGGGGGCUCCUGGGGCAGCGUCUGCGAUGACGACUGGGACGUGGUGGAUGCCAACGUGGUAUGCCGGCAGCUGGGCUGUGGCCUGGCGCUACCUGUGCCCAGACCCCUCGCCUUCGGCCAGGGCCGCGGUCCAAUCUUUCUGGAUAAUGUCGAGUGCCGGGGGCAGGAGGCGUCGCUGAGCGAGUGUGGCAGCCGUGGUUGGGGAAUCCACAAUUGCUUCCAUUACGAGGAUGUGGCGGUGCUGUGUGAUGAAUUCCUACCCACGCAGCCCCCGACGAGGAAAAUACUAACCAGCAGGACAUCCUUCACAACUCCCCAGAAUGGGAGAGGCGAGGGCAGCGUGCGCCUGGUGGGCGGCGCAGGCCCGUGCCAGGGCCGCGUGGAGAUCCUGCACGGCGGCGUGUGGGGCACCGUGUGCGACGACGACUGGGGCCUGCCGGACGCCGCGGUGGUCUGCCGCCAGCUGGGCUGUGGCGCGGCGCUGGCCGCCACCACCAACGCCUUCUUCGGCUACGGCACGGGGCACAUCCUGCUGGACAACGUGCACUGCGAGGGCAGCGAGCCCCGCCUGGCCGCCUGCCUGAGCCUCGGCUGGGGCGUGCACAACUGCGGCCACCACGAGGACGCGGGCGCGCUUUGCGCAGUCCUAGGUCCCCCAACUGUCACAGCACUGCCACCCUCUGCGACCAGAGAGAAAUGGGCCUGGCACACAGAACCACAGGCGACAGGCGUGGCCGCCCAACCUUCCAGGGAGACAACUCUGUCCACCACAGCGGCCUGGGCGUUGGGGAAGAAAAGCGGGCGACUGCGGCUGGUGGGCGGCCCGAGCCCGUGCCGUGGCCGCGUGGAGGUGCUGUACGCCGGGGGCUGGGGCACCGUGUGCGACGAUGACUGGGACUUCGCGGACGCGCGUGUGGCCUGCCGCGAGGCGGGGUGCGGGCCCGCCCUGGGCGCCACGGGCCUGGGCCACUUCGGUUACGGCCGCGGCCCCGUGCUACUGGACAAUGUGGGCUGCUCCGGUACGGAAGCCCGCCUGAGCGAUUGCUUCCAUCUGGGCUGGGGCCAACACAAUUGCGGCCAUCACGAGGAUGCGGGAGCGCUGUGCUCAGGCCCAGAGGAACUAGGACUGCAACUCCAGCAGGAUGGUUUCGAGACCACCCGGGUGCCCACUCCUCGGCCUAGGGAUGGACACCUACGUCUGGCCAAUGGGGCCCACCCAUGUGAGGGGCGCGUGGAGCUCUUCCUAGGGCAGCGAUGGGGCACCGUGUGCGAUGAUGCCUGGGACCUGCGGGCUGCAGGUGUCCUUUGCCGCCAGCUAGGGUGUGGCCAGGCCUUGGCUGCUCCCGGGGAAGCCCACUUUGGCCCCGGCCGGGGCCCCAUCCUCCUGGACAAUGUCAAAUGCCAAGGGGAUGAGAGUGCCCUGCUGCUCUGCUCUCACAUCCGCUGGGAUGCCCACAACUGUGACCACAGCGAGGAUGCAGGAGUCCUAUGCCAGCGGUCGUGACCUCCCACAGCAGCCCCGCACACCUUCCCUUCCAUGUCAGAACUGUGGCCCACCCUUCCUCCUGGAAGCCUUCCUGGAAGACCGUCCCUCUGCAGUUUACCCCUCAGCCCCUGAUCUGGGGGAAAAAAACCCACCCAGACAGUGUGAUCUCGCUUGAGGGAACCUGGCUGCACCCUUUCUGUGCGUGACCUCAACCUCUCAUCCACCACUGUUGGUCCAACUCAGUGAAAGUUCCAUGUUCUGCUCAGCCAUAACAGAAGGUGGAAACAGGGAAUGUCUCCCUCUCCUCUUAGGUGGUGCUCCUGUGGCAGCACCCCAAUCCUGGAGGGUUAGGGGAUUUCUGUGAAUGAGGUGUCUCCUUCCCUUGUUCC